AUGGGAGACGGUGUCAAUGCCUCCAUUGAUGGAGGCUAUCGCUCAACGGCGCAAAACUUUGAAAUUGACGUCAAUAAGACACGAAGAAGAGACAAUCUUGAUGCUGAUUUUGCUUCAACCCAAUGGAAAUUUAAAGAAACCAGAAGUAACCUGUAUGAGCAUGCCAAAUCAUGUGGUUUGAAGUUGAAGGUGGAGGAACAGAGUAUAGAGGAAUUGGUGACAGAUCUCAAGAAAUUGAACAAAAGAGGAGGGCAUGGAAAUGGAAAGAGAAGUUUCGUGGCCUUCAAUUGCAUGGCGGGUCUUCCACAUAUGGGGAGGGGAAUUAUAGCUUUUGGUGAUGGAGAAGCCUGUGAGAAACUGAGAAACAGCACCAAUUUCAUGUCCUUCUUUAAUGGCCAUUUGGAGCAUUACCAUGCUUUAUUAGAAUCCAUAGAAUCAAAUUUCCCAUUUCAAUUCUCAGAGGCAAGAACAGCUAUGGAGAAUCUAUUCGUGGCGCCAUAUAUAUCAUGUGAGGAUUGGCUUCGGAGGUGGGAGGAGAUGAGACAAUGUGGAAAUGUUCAAUCAGAAAUAGAGUUAGAGGGUGGAAGCUUGCGGGAAGAGACAUUAACGGAAGUUGGAGAAAUGCUGAGAGGAAUGGAAGGGUGGUAUGAGGUUAAGAUUGAAGGCAAUAAUGGCAACGAGAUGGCUCUGCAAUGGAAAGGAACGCAGCUUCUGAGAAUUUCAAUACGGGCAAAUUGA
Neltuma alba is the source of this 738-nucleotide messenger RNA. RefSeq names its product nodulation-signaling pathway 2 protein-like. The coding region runs from base 1 to 738 and encodes 245 amino acids. NCBI's taxonomy places the organism in Eukaryota, Viridiplantae, Streptophyta, Magnoliopsida, Fabales, Fabaceae. The record is from RefSeq and is a predicted model, not a curated record. The transcript has 2 exons.